Cordyceps fumosorosea ARSEF 2679 is the source of this 252-nucleotide messenger RNA. RefSeq lists its product as hypothetical. NCBI's taxonomy places the organism in Eukaryota, Fungi, Ascomycota, Sordariomycetes, Hypocreales, Cordycipitaceae. The coding region runs from base 1 to 252 and encodes 83 amino acids. The record is from RefSeq and is a predicted model, not a curated record. The transcript has a single exon.
AUGAAAGCCGCCGUUCUCUUCCUCGCCGCGCUCGCGUCCGCAAGCCGCUUGAACACUCCCCAGGCUCGCGCACAGAGCGGCUGCGACUGUUCCAAGAAUUUCCACUUGUCGCUGUUCGAGCUCGAUAGCUGCCCAGAGGGCUACGCGGACGUCUCGACCUUCCGGGACAGCGUCGAAUGCGACCAGAUCGGCUGCACCCAGCAGGACCACAAUGUUCAGUGCCAAAACGUCGUCUUCCCGGAUGAUAAAUAG